AUGGUCUAUGUUGAUGACAUAGUGAUUGCAGGGAAUGAUACUACUAAGAUUGUCCAGCUAAAAAAGCACUUAUUCAGCCAUUUCCAGACCAAAGAUCUGGGAUAUUUGAAGUAUUUCCUUGGUAUCGAGGUGGCUCAAUCAGGAGAUGGUGUAUUGAUCUUUCAGAGGAAGUAUGCUCUUGAUAUUCUAGAAGAAACAGACAUGCAAAAUUGUAGACCUGUUGAUAGUCCUAUGGAUCCAAAUCUAAAGCUCAUGGCAGAUCAGAGUGAAGUUUAUCCUGACCCCGAGAGAUAUAGGAGACUUGUGGGAAAGCUCAUUUAUCUCACCAUUACAAGACCUGAUAUCUCCUUUGUUGUAGGAGUGGUUAGCCAAUUUAUGCAGAAUCCUCAUUUGGACCAUUGGAAUGUUGUCAUGCGUAUUCUCAGAUAUGUUAAGAGAGCCCUUGGACAAGGAUUGUUGUAUGAAGACAAAGGUAAUACACAACAAUCGGGAUAUUGUGGUGCUGAUUGGGCUGGUUGUCCCAUGGAUAAGAGGUCCACAUCAGGUUAUUGCGUCUUCAUUGGAGGGAAUAUUAUCUCUUGGAAAAGUAAGAAGCAAACUGUUGUUGCUCGGUCCAGUGCAUAA
Molecule: messenger RNA, 624 nt
Organism: Glycine soja
Lineage: Eukaryota; Viridiplantae; Streptophyta; Magnoliopsida; Fabales; Fabaceae
Exons: 1
Coding region: 1-624 (207 amino acids)
Source: RefSeq, a predicted model, not a curated record